Messenger RNA from Procambarus clarkii (red swamp crayfish), 6305 nucleotides. RefSeq names its product jouberin. Gene Ontology annotation, molecular function: protein binding. Gene Ontology annotation, biological process: motile cilium assembly. Lineage: Eukaryota; Metazoa; Arthropoda; Malacostraca; Decapoda; Cambaridae. Gene Ontology annotation, cellular component: ciliary basal body. The record is from RefSeq and is a predicted model, not a curated record.
UACAAAUAAAUAAAUAAAUAAAUGUACCAGUGCUGUAGCUGCCCCCACCCCAUUACAACAACAACAACAAAGACGAAAUAUUUACUCUCCGUAAGGACGCGUUAGUUCCCAUCACAUACAACCUAAUCCCGUUGCUGCCCUUCAUAUACUAACUACAACGGUUUCCGCUGACAGGCGACGUGUAUAUCCGUAAGGCAAGACUCUGCCUUUUACCCUUCACACUCCGACACCAAUUCCGUCGUGGCCUUAAUCAAACAACAAAGACGCAACAUUUUAUAAUUGGGGAUAACGAAAAGCAAAACCGUGGGGAAGUCAACACAUCUGUCAUAAUUGGUAUCUCACCUGUGGCAAAGAUGAUUCAUUGGGCAUUGCAUUACUAGCAGUCAUCAGGAAACCUAGUCAGAGACCAGGCUUGGGGGGGAAACAUUGAUCCUCGGAAUCCCCACAAGGUAACCAUGAGAUGGCAGUAGAAGACCUGGAGCCGCUUACCAAAACACAUCAUGAAGAUGGAGGGGAGAGAGAGCAGGAAAAGAACUCUGGAGAUGCUCUCAAUGCCAUCUUGACUACAGCUCUCCAUAAACAUGCUGCGAGAAAACUUGGAAAGAAACUGAGCAAAAAAAAGAAGGAUGCAGCAAAUACUGAGAAUGACACUAACCAACUGCAAGACGUAAAGGAAUUUAAUAAGAGGACGAGCAAGCAAGAUACGGUAAAAGUUGCACAAGAUGAUGUUGAACUGCAAGCAGUCACAAAGAUCAAAAGUUAUAAGAACAAAAAUAAAAAACAUGAAGGGCAAGAUGAUGAUCAGGCAGAAAAUGUUGAAGAAUAUCUCAAGAAACGUAGGGAAAAGGAUCUUGCAGAACAAAUACAAGAUUUGACAUCUAAGGAAAAUGAGGUUAUCAAGAAGAAUGAAAGUGGACCAGAUGAAGAAAAUCUCUGUGUUCCCAGUAUUAGCACUUCAACUACAGAGUACCUGAAGGCAGUCUCGGUGCCAAAAAAGAAACAUAUCAAGAAGUCCAAGAGACCUACUAAAGAUUCAGAUAAGGUAUUGGGUGUUACAAUCCAUUGUGCUGACCGUUUUGAAGGAUCUCCUAUGUUACUUCCCCAUCCUGUAGUCCAGGUGCACAUUAGUAACUUGGAUACAGGCCAUUGGCUCCUGAAAUCAAGUAAGGAUCGUAAAGCAACAUCCUAUUAUGAGGGGAAUGAAGUUGACUACAUCAUGCCCAUCAUGACUCAACCAUAUGAUAUAAAAAAGGAAAGGAGUCUUUGUUGCAAGUGGGAAGAACAACUAAUAAUCAAUGAACCAAGCAACCACUUCACAUCACUUGAUCCUCAAGUUUUAAUACUCUUUCAGCUGAUGGAUUUUCCAACCCCAUCAAGAAAUAACUCUAGCAUUCCAUCAAACAACUGUGGAUGGAUAACAUUUGCUUGGGCUUUUCUUAAAAUUAAAGGAGCUAAUAAUCACAUAAAUAUUGGUCAUCAGCUCCGGCUGCAGUUAUGGAGGCCCCGAAAGUCCUCCAAUGUAAACCUUCAAGAUCUUCAUAGCUGGUGGAAGAGUGGGAAUAGGAACAAAUAUCCUUCAACACUAUAUGUCACACUUCAGGAAGUUUCCAUUCCCCAAAAUCCUCAUCCAGCUCUUAGAUCCAUGCUUGCUACUCAACAAGAACAAGGAGGAGGAGCAGCUCUAAUGGAUCUCUUGGAUCAGUGUUCGGCUAAUGGAUCAAAUCAGAACCCCUCUUCUGAUCAGAGCAAACCAGUGGUGAAUUGGGGACGUAAACCCAACCAAUCUUGCAGGAUCCUCAAUUCUGUGAAGCAUUGUUUGUCACACUCUGAGAAAGGAUGCUUGGUAGUUAAAUUUUCAAAUGAUGGUCUGAAACUUGCAUGUGGCACUCAUAAGCAAAUCCUUAUAUAUGAUGUCUUGGGAGGAUAUUUAAAGCACACGUUAACUGGUCAUCUGGGGCUCAUUUAUGAUAUUUCCUGGAGUGAUAAUGAUCAUCUGCUAUUAACAGCCUCAGCUGAUUCAACUGCAAGAGUUUGGCAUGUAGAUGCUACAAAUGAACAUGAACAAUGUCAGAUUUUGGCUCAUCCUUCCUACGUUUAUGUUGCUCGCUUUGUGCCUGCUAAAUCUCAUGUUAUUGUGAGUGGUUGCUAUGAUCAUGUGCUAAGGAUUUGGUCUUGUAAUAAUAAUGGCAGCUAUUCUAUUACUCAGGAACUGUCAAAUCAUCUUGGCUUUGUUAAUGCAUUGUGCUUUAAUCCAGAAGGAAAUAUUCUUUUCUCUGGAGAUAAACAAGGUGUUAUUCUGGUGUGGAAGGUUGAUGUUUCAAAAAAAGGUAAAGGGAAGAAAAAACCAAAGGUUCUUAUUUUGGAACGUGAAGUUAAGAUCAGUGAUAUUGCUGGCAACAUUAUCAACUACAUCUCAUUCCAUCCUGGUGGGUUUCGCUUGCUUGUUCAUACAAGAGAUAGUCAGAUAAGACUUCUUAAUCACAAACAUUGGACGAUAACACACAGACUUCGAGGAUUGCUAAAUGUUCGAGAACAGAUGCGAAGUUGUAUUAGUCCUUGUGGUACAUUGAUAUUUUCAGGUAGUGAAGAUCAUGGGCUUUAUGUGUGGAAUUCAGAUACAGGCGAUAUGAUUUCAGCUCUUAUGGACCUACCAAUAGAGGGAACUAUUUCCUGUGUUGACUAUCAUCCAAAUGACCACAUGAUGGCUGUGUGUUCUUAUUCCAGUGAAGCUCCUGUUCUUAUUUUGGGUUAUAAUCCAGCACCUAAACCAGCUAAUACUGCUGUCCGAAGGUCUGUCCAACCAGCUGCCUCAAGAAGCUUACAAACUUCUGCAGUAAGAAGCCCAAGCCCCAAUCAGUUGCCUCUGAAACAGCCUUUAUCCCUAAGUCUUACAGACCCAAGUUACACUAUGUUCAAAUCUGAAUCUUCUCCAUCAAAAUCUAAGUUAAAAUAUUGGGAGGAAAGAGACUCAGAAAUACAAAGUUUUACUUAUAGUCAAUCAGUCGUGGAUAAAAGGCAUACAAUCUUUAAUCUAAGCAGUCAGUACUUGAUGGAUACUGAUCAGAUGCUGAAUGGGAGAAGGCACUGGGACCAUCAUGGGGAUAAGAUACUAAAGAAAUUAGAUUCUGUGCUGAAGAUGGCAAGCGAAGAUCCAUUAAACAUGCGUGAUGACAAAAUCAUUGAUGAAGUUUUACCUUUGGGACAACUUGCUACAGUUUUAUAUGACUACCACAGCACUAAACCAGAUGAGCUGUCAGUUAAACAAGGUGAUUAUGUGAUAGUAGUACAAGAGACUAAUGGAGACUGGUGGCUUGUACGCACGGCAGACAUGAGGACCGUAGGCCUUGUACCUGCGUCGUAUCUUCAGCAGCUGCCAGGAGGAUUUAGGCAAGAGCAGGAAGAUGAAACGGAUUUAGGAAAAGUCAUUGCAGUGCCGUCAGGGUCUGGAGAAGUCAGCUUUAUCACUGAUGUUGAUGGCACUCCAAGCAAAGCACGUGCACGUAGACAUAAAGCUAAAGCCCAGUCACCAAAGAUAUUCACGUCAACUCCAAAAGGCAAAGAAAAUACAUAGUUAUCCUAACAUGGAACCAUAAUUAUAUGGUGUGGUAAUUCUGUAUUAAAAUAUGUGGGUGGAGUUAUGAAAGCUCCAGCUGGAUAUGCAAGUUAUGAAACUACUUUGCAAGAUAUGUGGGUGGAGUUACAAAACCUAAAGGUAGGCUAAAUAUGUGGGUAGAGCUACAAAACGACUUGGCCGAGUAUGUAGGUAGAGCUACAAAACCACUUAGACGAAUGUGUUGGUAGAGUUGUAAAACCACCAGCUGGUAUAGGUUUAAUGGGAUGGUUAUUACAUUAUCACAAAUUCAGGGAAUUUGUAAAUGCUGUAACAAAGUCAUUUAGUAGAUAUAUAAAAACUUACAAAUAUACUUACCUCAGAAUUUUGAAGAUUGACUCGAGCUAAAUAAAACAAAGCUCCCCAGUCUGUAUUUCAGAUACAAUAUGCACUGUGCAGUAAGUGUUGGUAUCUGAUGUAUAUUUACACAAGGCAUUUUUAAAGAAAUACAGGCUCAGUAAGGUUACAAACAUAGGGACAUGAAUUAUAUUGAUAUGUUUCUUGUCUUAUUAUUUGUGUUCAACAAUUAUUUAAUCAUGCUGGGGAGAAGGUAAGAAAUUAACAGUAUUUGUAUUAGAGUAUAGGUAAUCUCAGUCUCUCAAUCAGUCAGUAUCGGUAAUCUUCAGUCAAUCAAUCACUCAGUGUGAAUGCGUCCCCCUCUCUCUCCUCUAAUUAGAGGGUACUAGUACUGUAACAUGAGUUAUAGUACUAGUUUUAGUAUAGUAUUAGUUUUAGCCAGUUAAUACCGAUUAGAGUAAUACUAUUAUAAUUUUUCCAUCAUGUAGUCCAGUACCAAAGGUUUGUAUAUGGGGCUUUGCCAUCUUUCAGUACCACAUGCUGGUAUGCCAAGCUUUGUCACCUUGCAGUACCACAUGCUGGUAUGCCAAGUUCUACCACCUUGCAGUACCACAUGCUGGUAUGCCAAGCUGUCAAAAUUUUUUUUUUGACAGCUUGGCAUUUUUGGCAGCUUGGCAGGCAGCUUGGCAGAAUUUUUUAUAACAUUCAGAAUAGUAUUUUGCUUAUCUAGUCAUUUUAAUAAUAGCAUCAGGGACAUUGAACCAGAGAAAACCGAAAAAGUGUGAGGAUCACUGGUUAGACUUCCACAAAGUACUGGAAGGACUCGUAAUGACCAAUGCUUUCCAAUGAAAUUUUUCAGGUAGUUUUCCGCAAUUAACAACCUAAGUUGGUUAUUAAAUGUAAAGUACAUGUGUCACCAUGUAACUUUGUAGAUGACUGUACAAUACACGAGUUGCCAUAUUGAUGGAUGAAUGUGCCUUCCUCUUGUAAAUAAUGCUGCCAUAAGCUUUUAUCAGCAAUAGUAACUAUAUGUCUAGUCACUAUAAUCUUUUUAAAAAAAAAAUUUCAUUAAUUUUUCUGUAGUUCAUAAAGUAAACUUGGCCCUCUGUGCUUCAUUUACAUAAAAUGCAUGUGAACUAUUUGUGCCAUUUGUUAUGCUAACUUGGUUUUCUUUGAGCAAUAAUAAAAAGUUCAAGACAAGUGGGGAUCAUUAUAGUCCGGAAGCAUUAGUGCGCGCACACAACUACCAGUGCCUGUAUAAGACUAGAUACAAUGUGUCCAUAAUGUUGACACAGUGUAUUGCUAUUUGUUUUAAUAAUGUCUUAGAAUUUUUGUUUUUCGUCAGCCAUUGUGCCUUUUUAUGAGAAUUGAUUUCAUUUUUGGACCAGUAGAGUGUUGGAAAGCUUAAUACAAGUAAACAUCACUUUGGUCUGUUUAACUAUUUCUCAAAGAAAAAGAAAGCUAUACGAACAUUCUUGGCUUAGUUGAGCACAUGUAAGAAAAAAUUCUCUGUUGCAUAGUUAGUUAUUCUUUAAUUGCUUUUAACUUUGUUAUGGCUUAUCACUACAAUAUACACUAUACUGUGUAUGUACCGGGUAUAUGAAUUGUUAUUUAUAAAGUUGCACAUAGCUAUGCUACAGUAUAACCAUAGUUGCAUACAAAUGCUGCUUGGUUUCAUUUGACCUAAAUUAAGGAAGAAAUUAUACCUCAUUACAUAAAUUAUAAACUAUUCCUCAUUUGCUAUUACUAAAACACAUAUUUACCAAAGAAUAAAGAUUUCAUAUUGAAUUAUGAACUAAAUAAUUAUAGUCAAAAUGUUAAAAUUUACACUAGAACACUGACUUGGUAGUCUUUUUAAGGACUGCGACACUAUACAACUUCUUGUGUAGAUAAAACCCAAAGUUGAGAGUAAACCUUUAUGAACGAUGAUGUUUUUUCCUAUACGUCUUUUCAGACAAAAUCUCAUCUUUAAAGUCUUGGUAUGUGUCUACAUUUUUGUGAACAUUGUGCCUUAUUAAAAACAAAUUGACACAAAAUUACUAAGGCAAAAAAGAUCUCUUACCAAGAGCAGGUUUGUAGCAAAGAAAUGUACUGAAAAAACUUCUCUGUAAAGAGUGUUGUUAAUAUUUUCAUGGUUUACUCUGGUUGUGUGAAGAAUGGGAACCUAAAUAUUGUAAAGCUACAAAAUAUUAUUUGUCAUUACUUACUGCUGAAUAUUGUUCAUUCUAAUUAUAUAUAUAUUAUAUAUUAAUAUAUAUUUAUUUAUUUAUUUAUUUAUUUCAGGAUAUAGCCUAUUAUGCCUAUACAGUACUUUACAUCUUAAUCACUGUUAGUAAACUCAUUCAUAAUUUAAUUGUUUUAUAAUGCGUAAAUAUAUCAAACCUUCCAAAAUGUUAAA